UUACAGCAUUUAAUUUGCACUACUGUGCAAUUAAAUUUUGAUUGGCCGGCGUAAUUUGGUUUCUUAUAAUCACAAUGACCAUAUAUAACCUGUACAUAUUCGACAAAUUUGGUACACUGCUGCACUACGCCGAAUGGAAUCGUACGAAAAGUUCAGGAAUUACCAGCGAGGAAGAAUACAAACUUACAUAUGGCAUGCUGUACUCCAUUAAAUCUUUUGUAAGCAAAAUUUCACCCCACGAUCCUCGCGAAGGUUUUCUCUACUACAAAACAAAUCGGUACGCUUUGCAUUAUCUGGAAACUCCUUCAGGAUUAAAAUUUGUGCUUAAUACGGACACAGCAGUCAUUAAUGUCAAAGAGCUGCUGCAGCAACUAUACGCCAAAGUUUGGGUCGAAUACGUAGUGCGAGAUCCACUUUGGACGCCCGGAACGGUAGUUACUUCAGAGUUGUUCCAAAGCAAACUCGAUGAAUUUGUCAAACAAUCGCCUAUAUAUGGAAUAAGAAAUAUUUAAAAACAAACAUAAUAGGUAAAA
This is a messenger RNA of Scaptodrosophila lebanonensis, 533 nucleotides long. It is a transcript of the gene Bet5, whose product is annotated as trafficking protein particle complex subunit 1. Bases 75 to 512 code for a protein of 145 amino acids. Gene Ontology annotation, biological process: endoplasmic reticulum to Golgi vesicle-mediated transport. Gene Ontology annotation, cellular component: TRAPP complex. Lineage: Eukaryota; Metazoa; Arthropoda; Insecta; Diptera; Drosophilidae. The transcript has 3 exons. The record is from RefSeq and is a predicted model, not a curated record.